AUGGAAGUGGCCCAAGCCUUCGCCGUCGAGGCUGGUCUCAGCAAUCUAGAAACCCUGGCCCAAGGCCUUGAAUUCAGUGUCUACAAGGCGACAUCGCUCACUCACAACACCGUCGUCCUCCGCGUGCCCAAGUUCAAAGUCUUCCAAAACGCCAACGACUCAAACAUUGAUGCCCGCGCCCUCGUCCGCCAAGAAGCCGCCAUCCUCGACCUCCUCCGGUCUACCGCCGUCCCCGUGCCCCGCUGUCACGGCAUCUACGAGGUAAACGGCUAUCCCGCCAUGGUGUGCGAGUUCAUGGCCGCUGAUAGUGUAAGCGCUGCCGACGACGAUGCAGCGCUCGGCCGCGUCGCCGCCCUCAUCCACGCCACACCGAUCCCGGCUGACUGGGCCGUCGAGCUCCUGGCCAUGGAGGGUUUCAGCCGCACGCAGCUGCCGGCGCUGUUUCUGAAGCGCAUGCGACGCCGCUUCGAGGUGCUCGGUGAGCUGGAGCCACAGACAAGAGACUGGGCGCUGGACGAGGCGACGCUGCGCGCAGUGGCGGAGCCGUUGCUGCUGGGGCGGGAGCCGCCAGCCCUGCUGCACAUGGACCUUCGGCGCGUCAACUUGCAGAUGAGCCGAGGCGAGGUUUCGGCCGUGUUUGACUGGACGAAUGCGCUGCUGGCACCGCCGGUUGUUGACGUGUACCGGAGCAUGGAGUGGGGAGCGCAGAGCGAGGCCUUUCUGCAAGGAUACAAGAGUGUCCGGCCGCUGGAGGCCGUGUCGGAGCGGGAGGAGGCGUUUCUGAGACUGGAUGCUGCGUUGGUGCUCGCGCUGGUGUUUGUGUCUGAGGCGCCGGAUCCAGAGAGGAGAGUGGGAGCUCUGCGGCGCGUGCAGGAGCUGUGUGAAGUGCUGAAAACGUAG
Molecule: messenger RNA, 900 nt
Organism: Beauveria bassiana ARSEF 2860
Lineage: Eukaryota; Fungi; Ascomycota; Sordariomycetes; Hypocreales; Cordycipitaceae
Product: Aminoglycoside phosphotransferase
Exons: 1
Coding region: 1-900 (299 amino acids)
Source: RefSeq, a predicted model, not a curated record